Babesia microti strain RI is the source of this 1044-nucleotide messenger RNA. RefSeq lists its product as hypothetical. The record is from RefSeq and is a predicted model, not a curated record. The transcript is spliced from 3 exons. The coding region runs from base 1 to 1044 and encodes 347 amino acids. Lineage: Eukaryota; Apicomplexa; Aconoidasida; Piroplasmida; Babesiidae.
AUGUGGCGCGUGAUUGUGAACUUGUGUAAUAUCGUUCAAAAUGACUUGAAACGAAGUUCAUUUGUGUGGAAAAAAACAAUCGGAACUGUACUUGACAAUUGGGAAAGAUUCACCUCUGAUCAGGCCGCUGGGAUUCUACUUGCAUUAUACAAAUCAAACAUGCAUCAGUCGCAACAAGGUGCCCAAAUUUCGAAUUUAUUUAUGAAUAAUGUGGAAAAGUAUAUAACUUCCAAUAAUUUAAAUUUUACAGCUGCCAUAAAUCUUAUACAAUUGUAUUUUGAACUCAAUUCUACAAGACAAAUAUCACAAUUCGACAUCUCUAGAGUUGGAAAAUUGCUUUUACAUCUCAUAGAAUAUAUUAAGGCUAAAUCUAAUGAUGAACUCGCAAAAAUAUUGCCGCUAUUGUCAAUAUCAUCGCCUAUAUCUAAUUGUCGUGUAGAUACCCAUACACUUAAUUACGUCUAUGAAAAAAUAUUAAGUUAUCUAACGGAUAAAUCUAUCCAAUCAUUUGUACCAAGUGAAACAAAUGAGAUUUUCUGGCUCAUGGAUCAAAUUAGUUUGCUGGCAUUUACUCUAUCAAAUUACAGGCACUGUGACAUAGAUCCCACGCAAUUGUUACUACUUAUUGGUGAAGCAAAAGGUAAUUUGACAUCAUUAUUACGAUUGCACAAUGCAUUAAUCAGGUUAAAUACGAGAUAUAGCCUUUCAAAUUAUUUAAAAACUACUACAUCGCAAUUGAAUAGCCAGUCACUGUGGCAUGACAAACCACAACUUAUUGCAUCCACCAGACUAAUAUGCAACCUUCAGAUGUUUGAUUCCCCAUACAUCAAGAAACUAUACCAAUUUGUAUGCAAUUCAAUAGAAAGUAUUGACAAGAUGGAUAAGCAUGAAAUCGAUAUUUAUUUGAGAUGUACAUUAGAUAGAAUGGAUAAAAUGGAUAUACAAUAUCCAUUUCUGAAAAAACUUAAUGCCAUUGGUGUUAUAAAUAAGCCACAUCGGGCUAAUGUAAAAUGGAAUGCCCCCUUCCCUAUUCCGUGUAAUUGA